Messenger RNA from Melozone crissalis (California towhee), 2118 nucleotides. It is a transcript of the gene STX8, whose product is annotated as syntaxin 8. NCBI's taxonomy places the organism in Eukaryota, Metazoa, Chordata, Aves, Passeriformes, Passerellidae. The record is from RefSeq and is a predicted model, not a curated record. Gene Ontology annotation, molecular function: SNAP receptor activity; SNARE binding. The coding region runs from base 35 to 745 and encodes 236 amino acids. Gene Ontology annotation, biological process: intracellular protein transport; vesicle fusion. The transcript has 8 exons. Gene Ontology annotation, cellular component: SNARE complex; endomembrane system.
CCGGCGGAAGCGCCGCGAAGGUUCCGGGGCCGCGAUGGCUCCGGACCCCUGGCUCCCGCUGCUCGCCGCCGCCCGCCAGCUCGCCCAGGACAUCGCCGAGAAGCUGCAGGAGCGGAGCCGCUGCCAGCGGAGCGGGGAGAGCUCGGCCAAGGUCAACAUUGCCAUCAGGUCCUCGUUGCAGAGCCUCAGGGAGAAGAUCGAUCAGCUGAGGGAGCAGCUGCUGCGGGCGGUGUCCACUCGGCAGAUCACCCAGCUGGAGGGGGACAGGAGGCAGAACCUGGUGGACGAGCUGGUGACACGGCACAGGCAGCUGGAGGCAUCCUACAGGAAUGAAGGUCCUGAGCCAGACAUGAGCAGGUCCAGCCUCAUGGCAGGAGGGGCCAAACGAGGCGUCACCAACCCCUGGCUCUUGGAAGAAUCGGAGGAGACCAGAGGACUUGGCUUUGAAGAGCUCAGGCAGCAGCAGAGAAGGAUCAUUGAAGAACAAGACGCUGGACUCGAUGCUCUUUCUUCAAUCAUAUCCAGGCAGAAACAAAUGGGGCAGGAAAUUGGGAAUGAGCUGGACGAGCAGAACGAGAUCAUCGAUGACCUGACGAGCCUGGUGGAGAGCACGGACGGGCGGCUGCGCAGCCAGACACGGCACGUGCAGGCAGUGGAGAGGAAAUCCACGUCCUGUGGGAUGCUGGUGGUGAUCGUGCUGCUGCUCAUCGCCAUCGCCGUGGUCGCGCUCUGGCCCACGGGGUAACCCCGACCCUGCUGGGGCAGCUGCUCCAGGGGAGCCCCAGGGCUCGGGCAAGGACCUGCUGAGGGCAGGGAUGAGCUCCAUCCAUCGCUGGGAACAAACUCCACAUCUGGGAAUGACCCCACUGAGCAAACUGAACAAACCCACAGCCGGGAAUGACCCCACUGCAGCAGCCUGAGGCAGCCCCGCUCUCCUUGGCCAAGGAGCUCAGUGAGACCUGCAAGAUUUCAGUGGGAAAGGAUUUCAUCCCAUUAACAGGAUUUCAUUGCACUAACAGGAUUUCAUCCCACUCUUCCCACCUUCCCGUGGCUCUCAGGCAGCUGCAGCUGUGGGGUGGACCCACCUGUCCUGCACCUGGGCCCAGCUGGUGCUGCUGCCCUGCCCAUCUCCUGAGCUCAGACAUGCCAGGGGCUCCAAACACCGAAAUGCAGGAGUGCUGUGGAGAACAGCCACAUUCCCUGCUCUGGGAUCCCUCCUGCAGAGGGAAAUGCUCCAUUCAGGGAAUGUCCUGGGGAGUGGCUGCCUCUGGAUUCCCCCAGGAUGGGAAGGGACAGCCCUGCAGGAGUCCCUGGGCUGCACAGAACCAUGGGGACUGGGUCAGUGCUCAGCCUUGGGGAGGCUUGCUGGGGUAUUGAUCCCCAGGGGUGGUCAUUGGUGGGUUAUUGAUCCCCAGGGAUGGUCAUUGGUGGGUUAUUGAUCUCCAGGGACGGUUAUUGGUGGGUUAUUGAUCCCCAGGGACAGUUAUUGGUGGGUUAUUGAUCCCCAGGGAUGGUUACUGGUGGGAUAUUGAUCCUCAGGGAUGGUCAUUGGUGGGUUAUUGAUCUCCAGGGGUGGUUACUGGUGGGUUAUUGAUCUCCAGGGAUGGAGUUAUUGGUGGGUUAUUGAUCUCCAGGGAUGGUUAUUGGUGGGUUAUUGAUCUCCAGGGAUGGUUAUGGGUGCGUUAUUGAUCUCCAGGGAUGGUUACUGGUGGGUUAUUGAUCCCCAGGGAUGGUUAUUGGUGGGUUAUUGAUCUCCAGGGACGGUUAUGGGUGCGUUAUUGAUCUCCAGGGAUGGAGUUACUGAUCUCGGAUGGGAACUGAACAGCAGCAGGACUCAGCCCAGCCUGUGAGAGUGAGAGCUCUGCCCUCGUGUGCUCCCCAGAGGGCUCUGCCAGCCUGGCCCUGGGAGAUGCAGCACAAUUAACGUCCUCACUGAGCUCUGGCUCUUCCUUUGACAGCUUCUCACACCCUUCUACAGCUGAGAGGAAGGAUUACCUGUUUCAAAACUAAUGAAAAAGAAGUAUUAAAUGUUUGCUUCUGGCCAAGAGAAUAAUUAUUUUGUUACACAUGUCAGUUUGAUUUCAGGAUUAAUAGAGCAAGCAAUAAAUACUGAUUAAA